ACCUGUGACCGCGGAAAUUCAUCACUUCGAGACUUUCGCCCCUCAUUUGCCGGUGGUUGUUGCUGUUCCUGUCUCGUUAGUUUUUUUUUAUUUUAUUUCGAAGCUUUAGGAAGUUCUGCACGAUCAUGCCUUAUGAUAAUCGCUGCAUGGAGACGCUAGACGCUCUCCGUAACUCCAGUAAAGGGAAGCUGACUUACAAUCCGGAGGGUCCUUGGUUUAUCGAGGACAUUCAUGAUAACUCUGACUUCAUCCUUGGCCUUUCUCCUCAACCUGACUGGGUUUACGAGCGCCUUAAUCAUGAAAAAGACGCCUCAUUCCGUGUGAUCCAUGGUCUCUCGGGCAGUCCUUGUGUUUCUCCUUCACCUUCCCCAUCACCAGGUCAGGAGGUUAAGAAAGAAGAACAGCAGCUGGAGGAGGAAGAGGAGGAGGAGGAGGAGUCGAAGAUGGAAGUGCAGACAGCAGAUGAGGAGAAGCCACAGGAUGACCCCAGCGCACAAACUACCCUGUUGUCUCCACAUGAUACACAAGUUCAGGGCUGUAUCUGCCUUUUUGAAGAGAUUCACAGGGGAAAAGCAAAGGAGCAGCUGAUGCAGCGGCAGGAGACUCAGGCGCUGGUAAUGGAGGACAUUGCCAACCAAGAACUGGAACAAAUGAAACGCUUUGAUGAACUGAAGGCACUGAAGCAGCGUCAGGAGCUGCAGAGGCUUCGAGAUCUGGAAGAGCAGAGCUCCCAGGAAGCUUUGGGGCGUCAAGAGAAGAUCCGAGAAAAGAUGAGAGAAGAAUAUCGUACUAGAGCAAAGAUGCGGGAAGCUCGGGAAGCAGAGGUCCAGCGACAGAGGGAAGCAGAACUCCUGCGUCAACGGCAAAUGGAGGGGCGAGAGCGCCUGCGAAGGUUGAACUCAAUCCAGGAGGAGGUGUUGCAGUUACAGCUGCUUAUCGACCCUGCAGUUUCUCAAACUGGCAGUGACCUGCCGGAGUACAGGAUUCGUGGCAACCAGUUAUGUGGCUUAAUUUCUGAGGUCAUACAGGCAAGCUCACAGACACAGUUUCCAACCCCUGAAGACGUGUCUAACAGUGAAAGGGCUCUACAGGACAUGAGGGGAAUGAUUUCCUCCAUGCAGCAAGAAGUUAGUCAAGCUUUACAGUUGAAGAAGAGGAAAGAAGAGGAGGAACUAGCAAGACAACAGCAGACUGUGCAGCAGAAAGCAAAGGAGCCUGUGCAGCCGACUCCAGCUCCCAGCUCUGGACAGAAAGUGAAAGUGAAAAAAGAAGGGCUGCAGACGAAAGCCGAGCCCACCACUCUAGAGAGGUACCGGCAGCUGCAAGACCUGUGCACUCAGUGUGCCCAGUCGUUUGAGGAUCUGAACAGCAGCAGAGACUCUCAGACUAAGAAACUGAAAAUGGAAUUGCAGAAAGCAGCAUCUAUACCAGUCAGUCAGAUCUCUUCCAUCUCAGGUUCAAAGCUAAGAGAGGUCUUCGACAAGAUCAGCAUGCUGCUGUCAGGGCGACUGGUACAGUCUGGUGGAAAGUCCAUUUCUGUCACUCAGCACCCACAAGGACUGGACUUUGUGUGUUUCAAGCUGGCAGAGAAAUUUGUGAAACAAGGCGAAGAAGAGGUGGCAUCGCAUCAUGAGGCAGCUUUCCCCAUUGCCAUCGUGGCCUCUGGAAUUUCUGAGCUGUAUCCCAAAGUGGGCGACCUCAUACUUGCACAUUUGCACAAGAAGUGCCCAUAUGCAGUUCCCUUUUAUCCCCCAAUGAAGGAUGGCAUGUCUUUCGAGGAUUACCAGAGGGUUUUGGGUUACCGCGUGGAAGGCUCUACGGCGGAAUCUCAGGACAGCUUCAUGAAGAGGAUGUCUGGAAUGAUCCGGCUGUAUGCUGCUAUGAUACAACUGCGAUGGCCCUACGGCAACAAGCAAGCGCCAUGCUCUUUUGGACUGAACUUGGGCUGGUGUUGGCUCGCACAAAUCCUGGACAUGGAGCCCCUGGCGGAUGUUACUGCCACGCUGCUGUUUGAUUUCUUGGAGGUCUGUGGCAAUGCUCUCGUGAAUCAGUAUCAAGGGCAAUUCUGGAAGUUAAUCCUACUUAUUAAAGAAGAGUAUUUUAAAAGGAUUGAAGCUGUAACUAGCACGGGACAGAUGGGCUCCUUAAUGAGACUCAAACAGUUUCUGGAGAAAUGCAUCGGUCGCCGGGAGAUUCCUGUGCCAAAAGGACUGAUGAGUUCAUCAUUCUGGAGGUCCUGAGAGGGACGCUGGAGAUUGUUGUUGUCGGGAUGUCUGUUUUCAUAACUUUUUUGGAAAAAUACACCAGUAAUUCAAGAUGGUCACAUGAAUUGCUGCCAAAGUCUGACAUCUUAUUUGGAGUUGAAAAUGGCCUGAGAACUUGCUGCAGCUGUGCAGCUUAUGUGAUGAAGAGGAGGUUCAUUUUAUCAGGAUUAUUUAAUUGUCCAGCCUCAUCAGCUCUGGAUUCACGUAAGCAGGGAUUUUUAAUUAACGGGUUGUGUCUAAUCAAGAAUUAAUAAGACUGAGUUUACUGUCCCUCCAUUUUAUUCAUUUUGCUUUUAAGAUGUUGCAUGAACAAUAAAUUUACGGACCCCUAUUUUAUUUAUUUAUUUUUUUUUGAGACGUGUCCUGAACAAAGCAUUUAGCAUGACAGGCCACGCAGCCUUUAAUGUGAGACUGUGUGUUCUUAAAAUUGAGGGCAGUAUGAUUUGUUUGUUUCAAACGUUUAAUUUUUUGCCGGAUGGAGGAGGAUGCUGAGCUGCAAGACGCAGUUAGAUGAGCGUGGCCGGACAGCUUUCUUUUUAUUUUCUUGAACUCUCUCCAAGUUCUUUAAUGGCUUCUUAUUCAGCAGAUUUAGUGCACUGCCACUACAAGGAACUGCAGCUUUUAUCCUCGACGCAGUAACCAUUAGGAGGCACAGAGAAGAUAAGGAGACGUCACCCCAGUGCCACAAGUGCUGGCAGGGUGACCGGAAGCAUGCAACAUGGAAUGCUUUUUAAAUGAAUUUCCAAAGUCUUUAGUGUUGUGAGAAGGAGCUUUUUCAAAGCUUGGCUCUCAAAAGUCACAGCAGGACUUUGGCAUAUCCAGCAUUGGCAUAGUCGGCGGAAGGUGAAUUCAGUGGCUCUGCACAAAUACGACACUCCAUCUCAAUGGAAGAGGAAUUACUGCUCAGGAAUUAAGGAGACACUCACUUUUGUCCCUUUUAUUUGUCUUUUUUUUUUUUUUUUUUUUUAAUGCUGAUGCUUGUGUUUCUCCAGAUCUGUCAUAAUACAUCAAUUACUACAUGCAUACAAUCGUACAGUCACUGAACAGUUUAACGUGUAAAUAUUUGUAAGUAUGCAAGAUAAAAUCCUAUAAUAUGUACUUUGCUUACAAGGGAAACAUUCAAGAGCGUGCUCUUAGUAGUAGAGUGCAUGUGGCUCACUAUGGAAGGAAUUACGUGAAAUUCUUCAUCAUGAUUAUCUGUUACUCCAUUAUUAUACUUUUAAUAAAAAGGGCUGGAGGGAAAUGAGGGGAAAAAAAUUCAGACAAUCAUCGCCUCGUUUAGCACAUCUUCAAACGUAACGUAACCUAAUUCAGGUUUACAAGAGCCGGAGCCUAUCCUGGCAGAAGCCGCUCACACCGACCCACUUUAAAGAAUCGCUAAUUAACCCGAUGCCUGUAUUUGGGAAUAGAGGAGGAAAAUGCAUGCGGACUCGUGCAGAACAUUUAAAUGGUGAAUGGUGUAGGAUCCUGGAGGUGUGAGGUGGCAGCAGCAGCACUGUUUUGUCAUGUUGGGGCCCAAGGGUCACUCUAGUCUGCCCUUUACAGUAUAUUCUUUAUUAUGUAGUCUUAAAAAAGUCUCUAAAUCCUUGCUACUGCACUAAUAUGUUACAGUACCUUUUAUAUCUAUGAACUCGGGCAACAAGACAAGAGUACCAGAACAGGUAGGAGAAAAAAAAAUUGUAAGGCAUUUAUUUAUAUAGUAAAUUCUCUCUAUAUAUAAUUCUAUAGCUAUUCUAUACAUCUAAGACAGGUUGAAAUCAAAGUUAACAACAUAGACCUCAACAUAUUCAGUGUUCAUGUUUGCAGUGCACCAUCUGUUGAAAU
Molecule: messenger RNA, 4088 nt
Organism: Polypterus senegalus (gray bichir)
Lineage: Eukaryota; Metazoa; Chordata; Cladistia; Polypteriformes; Polypteridae
Gene: gle1
Product: GLE1 RNA export mediator
Exons: 16
Coding region: 126-2240 (704 amino acids)
Biological process (GO): poly(A)+ mRNA export from nucleus; regulation of translational initiation; regulation of translational termination
Cellular component (GO): cytoplasm; nuclear pore; nuclear pore cytoplasmic filaments
Molecular function (GO): translation initiation factor binding; phospholipid binding; inositol hexakisphosphate binding
Source: RefSeq, a predicted model, not a curated record